AUGGUCCCAGCCCCCGCAGAGCCAACCAACGCCGGAACCAGCAGCGGACGAGUGACAACCAAGGAGAUCCGGCAGGUCAUCGAGCUCCUGCGACACACCAUCGACGAGCAAACCACGCUCAUACAAGCCACCAGAAUCGAACUGAAGCAAGUGAAAAACAACCAGGAUGAACUCCAGACCCAAAACGAGAAGCUGCACGGGGAGGUGCAGGCGCUGCGGACGCAGAUCGAGGGACUGCGCGGAUCGAGCGCGGCACGAUCCUGGGCCGCCGUGGCGGCUGACACGAACCAAUUUGAACCCCGAAAGACGCGCCGGCAUACCGACAAAGAAAAGAACUGUGUUCGGAUUAGCACACGGCAAUCCCCGGACGACUCACCUGAGACCGAAAACAACGUGAACACCUUUGGCCGCUACCUCUCUACAUCCACAGCAAACACCCACAUCAGAACAGCUCUGUCGAACGCUGCAUCCACACGCGAUGUCGGCGAAAUGGCCCACAACAACAAGGAAUGGCUGAAUGAGCUAGGCAACGACACAAGACUGGUGAUACCGCGCUUUGGAGCGGUGGUACACCACACGCCAACCGACGGACUGGACGUCGAACGAGACAAAGCAGGCGCCAUCAAGAAAAUCACAGAAGAAAACAACCUCCCGGAACGUGGUUUCCGUAUCGAAGACAUCACUUGGUUGAAGAAACGAGAUAAAGCGCUAGGAGUAUUCGGCUCACUGGGAAUUUGGUUCGACUCAGCCGAGGGCGCACGAUGGAUGACUGAGGACGGUCUUCUCUUAGACGAGAGAUACACUGGACGAGUGGAAAAGUGCGAGAUCAAGAAGAAGCGGUGUUUCCGCUGCCAACGGUUCGGGCAUCUGGCGUGGUCGUGCCAGGAGACGCCCCGGUGCGGCCACUGUGCCGGCACGCAUUUACGAGCAAGAUGCCUACCAGGCGUCCAGAGCACGCUGCCUGGAUUGCAGUGGUGA
Penicillium cinerascens is the source of this 978-nucleotide messenger RNA. RefSeq names its product zinc knuckle domain protein. Bases 1 to 978 code for a protein of 325 amino acids. Gene Ontology annotation, molecular function: zinc ion binding; nucleic acid binding. The record is from RefSeq and is a predicted model, not a curated record. Lineage: Eukaryota; Fungi; Ascomycota; Eurotiomycetes; Eurotiales; Aspergillaceae. The transcript is spliced from 2 exons.